Mus musculus (house mouse) is the source of this 5476-nucleotide messenger RNA. It is a transcript of the gene Rxfp1, whose product is annotated as relaxin/insulin-like family peptide receptor 1. Gene Ontology annotation, biological process: signal transduction; G protein-coupled receptor signaling pathway; adenylate cyclase-modulating G protein-coupled receptor signaling pathway. Gene Ontology annotation, cellular component: membrane; plasma membrane. The transcript has 18 exons. Lineage: Eukaryota; Metazoa; Chordata; Mammalia; Rodentia; Muridae. Bases 87 to 2363 code for a protein of 758 amino acids. Gene Ontology annotation, molecular function: G protein-coupled receptor activity. The record is from RefSeq and is marked validated.
AGCACAACCACUGUGAGCUGUGCGCGACUCAUCUCAUCCAAGACCACGUUUUAUCUUUCAUUAAUCAGUUGCUCAGAAAGAAGGAAAUGACAUCUGGUCCAUUCUUCUUCUGCAUCUUCAUUAUUGGAAAAUAUUUCACUCUCGGAAGUGCACAGGAUGUCAGUUGUCCCCUCGGCUCCUUCCCCUGUGGGAACAUGAGCAGGUGCCUGCCUCAGCUGCUUCACUGCAAUGGUGUGGACGACUGCGGGAACCGAGCUGAUGAGGACCACUGCGGAGACAACAAUGGGUGGUCUCUGCAACUGGACAAAUAUUUUGCUAAUUACUAUAAACUGGCUUCCACUAACUCCUUUGAGGCAGAAACUUCCGAAUGCUUGGUUGGCUCUGUGCCCAUGCAUUGUUUGUGCCGAGAUCUAGAACUUGACUGUGAUGAAGCCAAUUUACGAGCUGUCCCAUCAGUUUCUUCCAAUGUGACUGUAAUGUCCCUGCAGAGGAACUUCAUAAGAACACUCCCUCCCAACGGCUUCAGGAAGUACCAUGAGCUGCAGAAGCUGUGCCUGCAAAACAAUAGGAUUCACUCCGUGAGCGUCUCUGCCUUCAGAGGACUGCGCAGCCUCACUAAACUGUACCUCAGUCAUAACAGAAUAACCUUCCUAAAGCCAGGAGUUUUUGAAGAUCUCCACAGACUGGAAUGGCUGAUAAUUGAAGACAAUCACCUCAGUCGAAUUUCCCCACUCACAUUUUACGGACUAAAUUCUCUUAUUCUCUUAGUGCUGAUGAAUAAUGCCCUCACCCGUUUGCCUGACAAACCCCUCUGUCAGCACAUGCCCCGCCUGCACUGGCUGGACUUUGAAGGCAACCGUAUCCAUAAUUUAAGAAAUUUGACUUUUAUUUCCUGCAAUAAUUUAACUGUUUUGGUAAUGAGGAAGAACAAAAUCAAUUACUUAAAUGAACAUGCAUUUACACACCUCCAGAAACUAGAUGAAUUGGAUUUAGGAAGUAAUAAGAUUGAAAAUCUUCCACCGAACAUAUUUAAGGAUCUGAAGGAGCUGUCGCAAUUGAAUAUUUCUUAUAACCCAAUCCAGAAAAUUGAAGUAAAUCAAUUCGAUUGUCUUGCCAAACUCAAGUCUCUCAGCCUUGAAGGAAUAGAAAUUUCAAAUAUCCAACAAAGGAUGUUUAGACCGCUCAUAAAUCUCUCUCACAUCUAUUUUAAGAAAUUUCAGUACUGUGGAUACGCACCACAUGUGCGCAGCUGUAAGCCCAACACGGAUGGGAUUUCAUCUCUAGAGAACCUCUUGGCAAGCAUCAUCCAGAGAGUCUUUGUCUGGGUUGUAUCUGCCAUUACCUGCUUUGGAAACAUUUUUGUUAUUUGUAUGCGACCAUACAUCAGAUCUGAGAACAAGCUGCAUGCCAUGUCGAUCAUUUCUCUCUGCUGUGCUGACUGCCUAAUGGGGGUGUAUCUAUUUGUGAUUGGUGCCUUUGACCUCAAGUUUCGGGGAGAGUACAAUAAGCACGCACAGCCGUGGAUGGAGAGUGUUCAUUGUCAGUUCAUGGGGUCGUUGGCCAUUCUGUCCACAGAAGUAUCCGUUUUACUUUUAACAUUUCUGACAUUGGAAAAGUACAUCUGCAUUGUGUAUCCUUUUCGGUGUUUAAGGCCUCGAAAAUGCAGAACAAUCACGGUUCUGAUUUUCAUUUGGAUUAUUGGGUUUAUAGUGGCUUUUGCUCCACUUGGCAAUAAGGAAUUUUUCAAAAACUACUAUGGCACCAAUGGAGUAUGCUUUCCUCUUCAUUCAGAAGACACGGGAAGUACUGGAGCCCAGAUUUAUUCAGUGGUAAUUUUUCUUGGUAUUAACCUGGUGGCAUUUAUCAUCAUUGUGUUCUCCUAUGGAAGCAUGUUUUACAGUGUUCAUCAAAGCUCCGUAACAGUAACCGAAAUACAGAAGCAAGUGAAGAAGGAGGUGGUUCUCGCCAAACGCUUUUUCUUUAUCGUUUUCACCGACGCGCUGUGCUGGAUUCCCAUCUUCAUACUGAAAUUUCUUUCACUGCUUCAGGUGGAAAUACCAGAUUCUAUUACCUCUUGGGUGGUGAUUUUUAUUCUGCCUAUCAACAGUGCUUUGAACCCAAUUAUCUACACGUUGACCACUAGACCUUUCAAGGAAAUGAUCCAUCAACUCUGGCACAACUACAGACAAAGAAGGUCUGUUGACAGGAAAGAGACUCAGAAGGCAUAUGCUCCAUCAUUCAUCUGGGUGGAAAUGUGGCCCUUGCAGGAGAUGUCCUCUGGGUUCAUGAAGCCAGGCGCUUUCACAGACCCCUGUGAUCUGUCGCUAGUUUCUCAGUCAUCUAGACUCAAUUCUUAUUCGUAACUGGAUCUUAGUCUCAAGAAUGCUGUGAAGUGCUUCUAGAGGGAUUUGCCGAUAUGAAGGGAUAUGCCGACAUCUAAGACAAGUUAGCUUAGAGUGGCCCAAGGUAGGGACAGGUAGCUGGUGUUCAUACAGAGAGAAGUAAUUAUGCUGACAAUGUGUGUGUGUGUGUGUGUGUGUGUGUAUUAUUACAUAUUUGCAUAGCUGAUGAAGGGAAAUCUAUUUCUAGCAUGCAUUUAUGCACACUGCAUGGAAGUAAAGUGCUGAGCACACAACAUAGAGCCUUUUUAAUCUAUAUAUUAUGUUGAACUAUUAACAGCACAAACUAAGCUCUAAAGUGUUAUGAUACUCAAAGAUAACGGCAUCAGAUAAAAUGUUUGGGGUCAGCGAGAUGCUCGGUGGAGAAAGGUGAUUACUACACAAGCAUGGUGACCUGAGCUCAGUAUCUGGAACCCACGGAAGGGUAGAGGGAGAAGAGACUCUGGAAAACUGUCCUCUGACCUCCACUUGCGCACCAUGGCAUGUGUGUGCACACAUGCACAUCACACACACACACACGCAAUUUUAAAUGUGGUUGUUUGCAAAAUAGAAACAUUGCUGCUUAAUGAAUCCUUUGCAUUCUUCAUUGAGUCACCACACUUGAGAGUCAACACAGCAUAUUUAUUAAAGGAGGCUUUGUUGCCAGAUGUCAUGGACAGACCUGUAGUCCUAACAUGGGAGAGGAAAAAGCAGAAGGGUCACAAGUUUGAGGCCAGCCUCAGCCACAUCGAAAAAUCCUGGCUCUCACUUGGAAAAGCAGAUCUUACGAUAGGGUUCAAUUGCUAAAGUACUUGUUGCUCGCACACAACCAACUGAGUCUGAAUUCCUAGUACGACCAUUAAAAAGCCAGCUAUGGUAGAACAUACUUUUAAUCCCAGUGCUGAGGAGGUAGAGACUGGAGGACCCUGAAGGCUUGUUGCCCAGCUACUGAGGAAGACACCUACUGCCAGCCUCUGACUGCCACACACAUGUAUUACUCAUGCCCAUACACACACACACACACACACACACACACACACACACAGGAGGGAGGCAAGCUUUGUUAUAAACCCAGAACCAGCAUUUGUUCUGUCACUCCAUACUGAGUUCUCCAGUGGCUUCGCUCUAAGUUAGUGUUAUCAUGAGGAAACAGAACAGGACGGUAGGUAGAAUAUUGCAAAGGGGUAAGCCAGAGAAGCAGGACUGAUGGCAUUUAGAUCAAUGAAAUCCAAUUCAGAAAUAAGCCUUCAUGUUUCAAUUGAUUGUUUAAAAGGGUUACAAGACACAUGUAACCUAACAAAAUUAAAUCAAGAAGAUAUAAACAACUUAUAUCCACAACCUGCAAACAAAACUUUAAGAAAAGCUAACACUAGUGCUACUCACACUGUUCCUCAGAUGAAAAUCCAAGGAACACGAGCAAACACACUCUACAAACCCAACACAGCCCUGAUCAAAACCUUAGGGAAAAAAAAAAACAAUAAAAGAACAAAACUAUAGAUCAAUUCUUUGAUCAUAGAUGUAAUGGUUCUCAAUAAACAUCAAUGAAUCAAAGUCAGGGACAGAUUACAGAUUGGGAAGAUUGCACACCAUGACUAAGUUUGUUUUAUCCAGGUAGGUAACUUUGUUAAUCCAUUACACAAAUAAAUAAAUCUAAUAUAAUACAUAGGAUAGAUAUCAUGUGAUUAUUUCAACACACACACACACACACACAAAACACCUUUGAAAAAAUUUGACAACCUUCAUAAUAAAAGCCCCGUGGAAACUAAGAAUUGAAGGAGCCAAAACUAGCCUAAUAAAGGUCAUAUAAAACAAAGCUGUAAGUAACUGAACUAAAUGGGAAAUGGCAUCACCUCUAACACAGGGAAUGAGAUAAGAGAGCCUGAUGGAGACCUGGGCAGCAUCAUGGCCAGCAGGUAAACCAUCCACAUGAGGUGAAGAAUGAAACUCAAAUCAGCACCAAUUUUGCAGGUGCUGGCCCUAAAUUUCCAGAACCUGACCUUGGAGUUUAUUUUUCUUACACAUUUAAGCACCGUAAAACUUUAGGGGAAGGUUUCCAUGUGACAGUUAUCACGAUGAAAGUCCCUAUAGAAGUAGCAAAGCAUGUAUGAUCUUUACAAUAAGAAUGGAUUGGAUUGGCUGAUAAACAGUGCUCAGGCCUAAGGAGGAAGGAUUUGUAAUAAUGAUCGAUUACUGAUGGAGGAUACAAAGGACUUUGAGCCUCCUUUGUAAGUUGGGUUCUACUCACUGAGAGACAGACUCAGGAUUAGGGCCUCCGCAAUGCUCAAGGUUUGGCAGGGGUGGGAGGAUUCAGGAAGGCCUGCUCCACAGCCCAGCAAAAGGAUCACUAGGUUGUCGGACAACACCCAUCCCAGCUUCCUAGGCAACCGGUGUCAGUUAUUUUCUUCCUUUGAAGAAAUAGGCUCGCAUGUUUAAUACGUCUGGUUCCUCAAACACUUUGUCCUGUGCCUAUGUUCCUGUUUCUAUGCAGUGCCUCCUACAAGUGCCCACUUACAUAAUUCUUAUUCAGUAUAUCUUUCAAAGUGGUAGCUUGAAAUAAAAAACAAAAAGAAAUAAAAAAUGGCCAUAAAUAUGAUGGAGAAGUUAAUAUAUCCCUAUUGUAGACAACUCAGAGCUACAUUUAAAAGACCCUAAAGAUUCCAUUAGAAAGUUCACGGACCUCAACAUUUUCCCUAUAAUGUUACUCAAAAUAUAAUCUAUACACCAUGUGACCUAGCCAGUCAACUCAUGGGCAUACACCCAAAGUACUCAGUGUUAACAUAACCCAGAGAUACUUGUAUAUCCAUACUUAUUGUAAUGUUCACCAAAAAUCAGGAAAAAGGGAACAGCCUAGACAUUCAUUGAAAGAAAAGACUUUACAUAUUGACAAAAUAUUCAGUAGCCUUCCUAUAUAUCUGUAAGAAACCUCAUUUGAAGUAAGUUCAUCAUGUGUACAUAGAAACACUACUGAUUUUUGUGUUUAUUUUGCAUCCUAUUUUUUAACAUUGAAAUCUCCAGUUACAUGAAUCUUCCUGAAAAUGUCUUUUUUUCCCCCUGCUCGGUGGCUGAAUAAAGUUUCAUUAUGUAUAUGUUAAAUGAAA